Messenger RNA from Acanthosepion pharaonis, 1680 nucleotides. Lineage: Eukaryota; Metazoa; Mollusca; Cephalopoda; Sepiida; Sepiidae. The record is from the annotation of a GenBank genome assembly.
AUGAGCCAAAGAUCGUCUAGCAGCUCUGCACACAAGGUUCCAUUGUCGUCCACACACUCAUCAGCUGGAGAUGUAGCCAACAUCCGGGCCACCCCUGCCCUACCAAUGUCUCCUACAUCUGGAAGAGAACGCCUGAGUUCUGCUAGCAGCACUCCAAUAUCAUUUAAUCAAAUGACCGACUAUGAGUGGCUUGAGAGGGAGGAGAUCCACCUGCGAGAACUUGAGGAGGCUCGCUCCCGAACGGCGCAGAUGGAGAAGACAAUGCGUUGGUGGUCAGACUGCACAGCCAACUGGCGAGAAAAAUGGAGCAAAGUACGCAACGAGCGUAACAAGGCCAUUGAAGAAAACCGAACACUGCGUAACAAAAUGGACGCUUUCGUUAAGGAGGCCACAGAGCACAAACGUGAGAAGCAGGAGCUGCUCAACGAGAUUGACACACUGAAGCAAAAGAUUGAAGAACUCAAUAGCCAGCCGAGGCUGUCAAAGGAAAACCUUGACAGUGAUGCUAGUCCCCAGGGUGAGGCAAACAGCAUAGAGGACGUUCCACCCAAUGUUGCUGGCAAUACAGUAAAUAACAAUAUUAAUAAUAACAAUGUUGAAGAGACUGAGUAUGAUGCGGAUCAAGAAGAACUUGGUGCGGCAGCAGCAGCUGAUGGUGGCAGUGGUUCUGUUGAAAACCAUUAUGGGAAGCUUGAGCUUCAUGUGGACUCACCUGUUGCGACAUUGGCAAAAUCUGGUGCCAGGGAUUUGGAUUCAAAUGUCACAAAACUUGAAGAGAGCCUUUCUCUAGUGACGCUUAAGUUAGAAGAAUCUCACAAAAGCCUCCAGAUGCAACAUGAAGAAAAUCAUAAAUUAUCCAAACAAGUUGACCAGUUACAAGAAGAAUUGUCUCAACUGAAAACAAAAUAUGAAGAAAUAAAGCAAUCUAAAAUGGAUCUAUUAGCAGAGCUUGACCGUGUAAAGGUAGAGCAUAAAGAUGAAGUAUCUCGACUCUUGUUGGAACUUGAAGAUGAACAAGACAAUCGUCUGGGUGUAGAUAAAAAAAUGGCAGAUCUGAGGAAAGAGUUGGAAAUAUUACAAUCUGAAAAUGCUUCUGAGUGGGCAAAACGAGAACGUCUAGAGACGGACAAAUUGGCCUUGGAAAGAGAAAGCAAGAAGCUGCGAACAAAAAUAGAAGACUUGGAGGAGCAGUUGGAACAGAAGAAUCAACAAGCUGCUACAUUGAUCGACUCUGACAUGAGAACAAUGCAAUUUGAUUUGUCUGAGAAAAAUAAAGAACUUAGUGAACUGCGGCAUGCUCAUGCCAAAUUGAAAAAAAUCCACCUUGAGAAGCAUACAGAACUUGACCACACGCGACGCCGAGCUGAACAAUACGAGUUAGAAGUCAAGAAAUUAAGAUCUCGAAUUGAGGAAUUAAAACGAGACCUGGCCUCUGCUGAAGAUGAGGCUGACCUACAAGCUAACAACGUAAGAAAAUUACAACGUACCAAUGAAGAGUACGAAGAACAAGUGGGUAACUUGCAGGUUCAAGUGGAACACCUUCAAAGCAGACUACGGCGUGGGAAUGCUCAAGCGUGCUUAAAAUCUCGGUCAUCACAAAGCCUCAAAUCAUUUACAACUGAUGAAGCCACUACUUUAGGAGAUAGUGAUGAAAACACAAUGGAUGAAGAUCUUUCCUAA